This is a messenger RNA of Chenopodium quinoa (quinoa), 1998 nucleotides long. RefSeq names its product organic cation/carnitine transporter 7-like. Lineage: Eukaryota; Viridiplantae; Streptophyta; Magnoliopsida; Caryophyllales; Amaranthaceae. The record is from RefSeq and is a predicted model, not a curated record. Bases 1 to 1509 code for a protein of 502 amino acids. Gene Ontology annotation, cellular component: membrane. Gene Ontology annotation, molecular function: transmembrane transporter activity. The transcript is spliced from 5 exons. Gene Ontology annotation, biological process: transmembrane transport.
AUGACGGAUUCAAGUGUAACGUAUAGUGUGGAUGAUGCACUAGUGAAAUUAGGGUUUGGAAAAUACCAAUAUUUAGUACUUGGAUAUGCUGGAAUGGGAUGGAUUGCAGAAGCAAUGGAGAUGAUGAUCUUGUCAUUCGUCGGACCGGCCGUUAAACUCGAAUGGAAGCUUAGUGCUGCUCAGGAAAGUCUUAUCACUACCGUUGUGUUUGCAGGUAUGCUCGUUGGAGCAUAUUCUUGGGGUCUUGUUUCUGAUAAAUAUGGAAGAAGGAAAGGAUAUAUGUUCUCAGCAGUAUUAACUGCUGCAGCUGGAUGUCUAAGUGCAGGUUCUCCAAAUUACGCAGUCUUGCUAAUAUCACGUUGCAUUGUAGGCAAUGGCCUCGGCGCUGGUCCUGUACUACUAACCUGGUUUUUAGAAUUUGUACCUGCACCUAGUCGCGGUACAUGGUUAGUCCUUUUCCAAGCCUUUUGGACGGUUGGUUCUAUUGUCGAGUCUGCCUUAGCCUGGGUUGUAAUGCCGAGGUUAGGAUGGAGAUGGUUGCUGGGUCUAUCAGCUUUGCCCUCAUUUGUUUUGCUCAUAUUCUACCUAAUUACACCCGAGUCACCAAGGUACUUAUGUUUGAAAGGUAGAAAAGCCGAGGCCUUUCAGGUAUUGGAAAAAAUGGCCAAAGUAAAUGGCAAAGAACUGCCUCCUGGGAUUCUCGCAACUGAUAUGGAACUAGAAGAACAAAAUUUCGUCGAAGAUGAUGGUGCUGUAUCGAAAAAUUGGAAGGAUACAGAAAUGAGUGUACAACGAUCAAUUAUGAUACUCCUUUCACCAAAAUUGAUCCGUACAACAAUACUUCUUUGGGUCGUGUUCUUUGGAAAUUCCUUAGCUUACUAUGGUCUCGUGUUACUCACUACUCAGUUAAACAAUGACAAUGUAUGUGGUCCUAACAAGAACAACGUCGAGGAUAAUAGUCCCGGUGCUGGUAUCAAUUAUAAGGAAGUCUUCAUCACUAGUAUUGCAGAAUUCCCCGGCCUUGUCAUUGUUGGACUACUAAUUGAUCGAAUUGGGCGUAAGAAUUCAAUGGCACUUAUGUUAGCUGCCUGUUGCGCGUUCUUGGUGCCUUUGGUAGCCCGUCGAUCUGAAACUUUAACAACCGUUCUUAUGUUUGGUUCUCGAGCAUGUAUUAUGGGAACAUUUACUACUGCUUUCAUUUUUGCUCCUGAGAUAUAUCCAACAUCUGUAAGAAAUACCGGGUUUGGAACUGCAAGCUCUAUGGCAAGAAUUGGCGGUAUGGUCAGCCCUGUCGUGGCUGUAGCCUUAGUACAAGGAUGUCAUCAAAAGGAAGCUGUCCUGUUUUUUGCCGGUGUAGUCUUGGCUACAGCCGUUGCUGUCUUGCUCAUUCCAUAUGAAACUAAAGGCCGCGAAUUGACUGAUAGUGUUGGUAGUACUAAGCAUGAUAGAAAGAAAGUUACCAAAGAAGAGAUAGAUGUGCAAAGACCUCCAACUUUGAAUAAUGCCUAGGACUCUUAGCAAUUACAAGGGAAUUAUGAAACUUCUUAGUUUUUCAAACUUCUGAUCUUUUUAUUCAGGAGUUUGUAUGUUUUAGGUACUUUUUUUUAUCAAAUAUAAAGAAGGUAGUGAUAACUAUUUGUUUUAAUGUCUUAGUUUAGUUGCCACUAAUUAGUGAACUUGUUUGAGCAAAAGGACUCUCCUAAGAAGAUAGCAUGGAAUCUUUGAUUAUGUGAUGUUUAAGUAUAGGAUUUGUACCUGUACUAAAUUUUGAGAAUUUUAGAGAUCAAUUAAUUUUUUUAUUCACAUUUUCUUCAUCUUUAUGUUUACAUGUUAAUUGUUUUAUAUCACAUUUUAGUAGUAUGAAUCAUGAUUAUGUAUAUUGCAUUCAAUUACAAAAUCCAUCAUCAAUAACAGUUUUUAACCUCAUACUAAAGGAGUGUUUAGAACGUGUCAAUUUCAGGUGCAAAUUUUUCUCGUUAAUUUUUUUUUUUAGCUUCC